Messenger RNA from Amorphotheca resinae ATCC 22711, 480 nucleotides. RefSeq lists its product as hypothetical. The coding region runs from base 1 to 480 and encodes 159 amino acids. The record is from RefSeq and is a predicted model, not a curated record. Lineage: Eukaryota; Fungi; Ascomycota; Leotiomycetes; Helotiales; Amorphothecaceae. The transcript has 2 exons.
AUGUUCUUAUGGUUAUUCUGGUAUGCUGAUGGUCGAUUAGCAGAUAUGUGGAAAGGGGCCGCGUCGAGUUUCUGGGCAGUCGGAAUGUUUCCUCCGUCUGUAGGAGAGUUCAACGCGUGCAAGAUUGACGCGUACAAAACAAGCAUUCAUCCAACCUCGAAAAGAGAGGGUGGCACGGUUCAGACGGCAAUGACAAUUUGUUUACGCCGAAUCUCAAAUAAAGAGGAGAGUAUAGCACACGAGAUUACAAACGUCCUUUUCAAACACACAGUAUGGGCUUCUAGAAGCAGGAUUGAAGCUUAUGUUGUAGAACAAACUUGCACAAGUUCUAAGCUCUUGCAGAAAUCGUACCUCCUCUUGUCGAUACUCGAAAUCAGGAUCCCCACUAUCAUCCUCACAGCUAUCCGAACACCCUCCUCCCUUUCGAUUUCAUUGUCAUCUAUCCAUUCUCACAAGCAGCAGGAACAGAUUGAAGAUUGA